AUGGCAAUUGGUAUGGUGGCGCACGGAUACAUUUCUUCUCAGGAUGCUCGGCGAGAGUGCUCCAAGGCCGUCUUCCACAGCAGCGAGGCCCGCUCGGGCGAGGUUGAGCGGGCGCCCGAGGUACCCGGCGGCGGCGCGGCCAGCUCGGGCGAGGUGGAGCCGGCGCCUCGGCGAGAGUGCUCCAAUGCCGUCUUCCACAGCAGCGAGGCCCGCUCGGGCGAGGUUGAGCGGGCGCCCGAGGUUCCCGGCGGCGGCGCGGCCAGCUCGGGCGAUGUGGAGCCGGCGCCUCGGCGAGAGUGCUCCAAGGCCGUCUUCCACAGCGAGGUCGAGCGGGCGCCCGAGGUACCCGGCGGCGGCGCGGCCAGCUCGGGCGAGGUGGAGUCGGCGCCCGAGGCCGUCUUCCACAGCGAGGUCGAGCGGGCGCCCGAGGUACCCAGCGGCGGCGCGGCCAGCUCGGGCGAGGUGGAGCCGGCGCCCGAGGUUCCCGGCGGCCUCGCGACCUACCCGGAAGACGUUGAGCAUCCGCCCCAGGGGCCCCACUGCGGCGCGGCCUGCUCGGGCGAGGGGCAGCGCGAGCUACUGGGUCACAGCGGUGCUCGACCACCCAAGGUUGCGCUCGAUUUUGGCAUGGUUGAGCAGUCGUACGAGGUUCAAGGUGGCGGAUCCCCCACUCCCCUACGACCUCUUCCUCCCGCGGAUGCGAUGGAUUCUGCUGCUGCUCCACAGCCCCAGCAACCUCCAUCGGGUUCAAGGAUAAAAGGUAUAUCAUAUCGAUCUAAUGCAGAAAACACACAUUCUUCUAGACGCAGUUCUAUUGCCAUGAGCGCUGCUCGUGUCAAGUGCAGAUACCGUCAACUCAAGAUCCAAAAAUCUCAGACCAAUCAGAAGGGAAGGAGCUUUAAAAUCAAUUGCAGAUGCCAACCCAAACAUGUGGUCAACAUGGUUACACAAUUUGAUGAGCAGAAGAAGGAGCUAGUUCGGCAGACUGGAUUUGGUGGCAUACUAGAGUUGAAGUUAACCAAAGUUAACAGGCAAUUUGGAGCAUGGCUGCUUAGCAAAGUUGAUCCACAGCGAUGUGCCAUUAUCCCAGCAAGAAACAAGGUGAUACCCUUCUCCAGCAAGGAUGUUAACUUAUUUUUCAGUGUACCAUCCUCAGGGAAAGCUAUAGAAGCUUGUUCGCAAGAAGAAGUAGAAGUUAGGAAAGCAUAUUUUUGUGGGUUAUUUGAGAUCUCAAAUUUUAAGACACUCAAUGUAUCCUUCCUCAAAGAAAUUCUGACAAAGCAGUACUCACAUCAAUUGACCUGUGAUGAGCAAAGGGCUUUCAAGGCUGCCUUUGUUUUCUAUGUUAUGACGAAGUUGUUGGCUCCACAAUCACUGGCCAAUUUCAUCUCUCCUAGAUAUAUUAGAGCUGUUGCCGACAUUGACAAUGUUAGGGAGUAUAAUUGGUCCCAAUUUGUGGUGGACGAUCUAAAGAAAUCAGCUGACCACAUGCCCAAAAGAUUUUCAAGAUCUUCACAAGGAUCCAUAACUGGUUGUAUUGUGUUCCUACAGGCAUUAUAUUUAUCCAAUCUUGAUUUUGGUUGUGAAUACCUCACCCACGACGCGUCUCCUUCCAUAGCCGCUUUCAAUGACAUGCACGUAAACAUGAUGAUAUCGGCUGACCUGGUGACAAGAACAAACCCAGGCUACCCUUUUCCAAAAUAUGGCAAGCUAAAGCUGAGGGACACACCAAGCUCUGUAAGGCCGGAUGAUCGAAGUGUCGGAACACAAUCAGUCAUUUUGGGCUCCUCCUCGACACAAUUAGGAAGCACAGGCUCACCAUCCAUGGACUUUGUAUACGAAUACCUAAUGAGUCGUUUUAAAUCAAAGAAGCUAUCUUCAGUUGUGGGUCACGAGGCUGUUACAAGCAUCAACAACAUGGUGGAUGUGGCAAACAAUAAGUUCUAUUCAAUUAUAGACAGUAUACAUGACUUCAUAAAUCCUUUUGAUAACCCAGCUAAUGUCCAAGCAGUUCAGGAUUUAACACAAGUGCUUGAGCAAACCGUCAAGUCAUCUCUGAAGAUAGCGGUUUUAUCAACAGUUCGUAACAUUCUCAGUACAUGCCCAGAACAUGCUAAUUCCCCUGUUGGUCCACUGUCCGAUGGAAGAAAAAACAUAUCCAGCAUAGGGCCCCAGAGUACUGGAAGUAGCGAGGGAUCAGGUUACCCAAGAAGGCAAAGUGAUGGUUCAAAUGAGGAUACCACACCAUUUGUGCACCGUCCUGUUAGAGCUUCCAGUUCUGACCUAGGUCCAUCUCAAGAAUUAGAGACUCCUAAUAAUUCUGUCACUCAUCUAGUAACAUUUUCUGAAAUUAGAAGUCCUAUGCAACAUUAG
Molecule: messenger RNA, 2373 nt
Organism: Phragmites australis (common reed)
Lineage: Eukaryota; Viridiplantae; Streptophyta; Magnoliopsida; Poales; Poaceae
Exons: 7
Coding region: 1-2373 (790 amino acids)
Source: RefSeq, a predicted model, not a curated record